GAAGGAAAGAAGAGGGGAAGGAGGUAAAGAAGGAAGGAGGGAGGGAAGGAAGGAAGGAAAGAAGGACGGAGGGAAGGCAGGCAGGGAAGGAGGGAGGCGUCUGGGAGCCCCGGAGGAGGAAGCCCAGGGUGUCUUGGGGCGAAAGGGCUCCUCUGUCUCUCCUCAGGCAAGGCAGCAGUGGGUUUUUCUUGCGCCAAGGCUUUGCACCCCCCCAUCCCUCUCCAAAGCAGAAAGAAAGAAAGAAAGAAAAGAAAGAAGAGGAGGAGGGCAGUAGCUUUGGCUCCCCCCUCCGGCUGCGAGGGCGGAGGAAGAGCCGGAGCCCGCCCUUCCUAGGAAGCCCUGGUGUCGUGUGUGGUGUGUGUUUGUGAGGAGAGGAACUCGCGGACUGAGGGUCCGCUCGGGGCUGGGAUCCGGUGCCAAGGGUUGGAAGGAAGGACUCCCUUCGGUGGCCAAGUGUUCGCCCUCCAGGAGUCGGCCUGAGUGCCUGAGUUAGCCAGCCAGAGCAAGAGGAGGAAGAGGGGACCCUUGGAGUGAGCCUCAUCAACUGGAGCUCAGCUGACUGGCCGCAAGGCCAUCCAGAAGGAGAAAGAGAGGCUCCCAGCUGGGGCUCCCAAUGGAGGAAGAGGAGGAGGUGGCAGCGGUGGGCCAGGAGUGGCAAGGGGUGGCCCAGAAGAGGAAGGCCUGGGCAAAGAGCCGGGACUCCUGGCAAGCCUCCGAAGCCGAGCGGCCCUCACCAGAAGCCCCCGAGCAAGAGGUGGCCCCGGGCAAGUUGCCCUUGGCUGCCGAAGGAGGCAAUAUUCCAAAUGAAAAGAUUGCAAUAUGGCUUAAAGACUGUAGAACACCACUGGGAGCCUCCCUGGAUGAGCAGAGUAACCCUACAUUAAGGGGCAUGCUGAUGAAAAAUGGUGGAAGCUUUGAAGAUGAUUUAUCACUGGGAGCAGAAGCUAAUCAAUUGCAUCAAAGCAGUGAACAAAUGGAAAUCUGUAAUGGUAUGUUGGCAAAGGACAAGAGGCUUCAGUUUCAUCAGAAAGGGAGAAGUAUGAACUCCACUGGCUCAGGGAAGAGCAGUGCAACUGUUUCAAGUGUGUCUGAAUUAUUGGAACUCUAUGAGGAAGAUCCUGAAGAAGUUCUCUAUAAUCUUGGAUUUGGCCGCGAUGAACCAGAUAUUGCUUCCAAGAUCCCAUCAAGGUUUUUUAAUUCAUCAUCCUUUGCCAGAGGAAUAGAUAUCAAAGUGUUUCUGAAUGCUCAGCUGCAACGAAUGGAGGUGGAAAAUCCCAAUUUUGCCUUGACAAGUCGCUUUCGUCAAAUUGAAGUGCUUACUACUGUGGCCAAUGCAUUCUCUUCCUUGUACUCCCAAGUUUCUGGCACUCCAUUGCAGAAGAUUGGGAGCAUGAAUUCAACAGCUUCCAACAAAGAGGCAUCCAGCCCUCCUCCUCUAACACGAAGCAACACAGCAAGUCGUUUAAUGAAGACCUUAUCUAAACUCAAUCUUUGUGGGAACCCACAGACAGGGGAAGGUGGUAACCCAACAACACCCUCCCCAAUUGACUUGCGAAAAAUUGAAAAUGGGAGUGAAGAAUCUGAGGUUAAAAAUGAACCCAAAACUCCAAAACACUUCAAGGCAUCUCUGCUGGCUACAGUGAAAGAGGAGGUACCUAGCAAUCAACCCAUUACUGAGGGAGCUCAUAAGCCUUCAGAACUCUUUGUGAGCACGAAUGUUGAACAGGAAACACAAGACAACGCUGCACCUCAUGAAGAUGGGCACAGUGCUGACUCUCUGGGACAUUCAGAAAAAUCUGCUGAUAUAAAUUCCUCUGGACUUGAAAGUGAGGUUCUGGAAUCAACCAGGUGUGGGCCAGAAGGAAGCAGUAAAUUACACGUUUCUUCUGCUUCCACAGUGGAUAAAGAGCCCUGUGUUCCAAUAGCAAACCCAUCUAUUGUUAAUCUCAUGUUGCAGCAGAAGGACUCCUUUGAGAUGGAGGAGAUCCAAAGCACAGAGGGAGAGAUUCCACAUACCCCUAAUACAGGCCAGCUGGCUUUAACCAAAACUAAGAAAGGACAGAAAAAUGUGAACAAUGGCUGCUGUCUCACUACCAGUAGAAAUUUCACAAACCAGCUUUUACGUUCAGCAAGUCAGCAUUCUGACAGCAGUGGUUUUGCAGAAGAUUCUUCUACAGACUGCUUCUUGCUAAAUCAGCCGCAGGGACACGAAUCCUUACAGGCCAUGGGAAGCAGUGCUGAUAGCUGUGACAGUGAGACAACUGUUACAUCUUACAGUGAAGAACUCAAGACGCCAGUCGCUGAACAAGAGCUUUAUUUUAAUGAGCUUGAGGAGGAGAACUUCCUCCUCUCAGAAGUGGAGCAACGGAAGAGGGAGAUGGUUUCUGAGGUGAAUGCUGGACAAAGCCAGAAAAUGCUAGAAUGUGCAACUGAGAGUGGGGGAAGUGCAGAAUUUGGCAGUGAAGACUUUGUUCGAAGGAAUGAAGAAUCCUCUGCAUGGGAGGCAGAAGCUGAUGUUUUGGAGGAAGGCAGCGAAGACAGUGAUGCAGAUAAAAGCAGCGAACAUGAAUUCCCACCGUAUAAAACUCAUCACAUUCUUAAAUCAAUGUCAUCUAUAGAAAGCAGCAGUUCAUCUCCUUCCUCUGCAGAACGGGUUAGCAUUGCUUUGCAGAGAGCUCAGAGGCGGAUCAGUGCUUCAUCUGAUUCCAGAGCUGGCCGCAGUCUCUUGAAAUCAAAAGACCUUCUUCUGAAGCAAAGGCACCGAAUCGCUGACCUGGGUUAUCCUCUGAGGCGCUCCCAGUCCUUACCAACCACGCUCUUAAAUCCAGUGAGAGUCGUUUCAUCUGUAAAUGUCCAGCUAGCUCCAGGAAGGCAAACUCUGUGUGGCCCUCCUUCUUUUACUUACAAAUAUGACACACCUGAAGAGAGUGAGACGAAGGAGAAGGAAGAAGAGAGACACAUCAGCGAGGCCAACAGCAGUUCCCCCAGGUGUACAUCUACACUUUUCAUUGCUCCUUCCACUCAGAGGAGAGACCCUUCUCAUCCUUCAGCAAACAAGGUGGUGGAGGAGCCUUGCCGGAGCAGGAUACAGAGUUGCCCUCUGCAUCUCCCAACACCUAUGACUCAGUCAUCCUGUUCUCUCCAUUCACUCCAUUCUGAUUGCCUGGACAGGCCCUUAUGUGCCCACAUGAGGACAUUUAGUACGCACAGCAUCCCAAGCACUCCUGGCUCCUCCUGCAGUGGACUCCCUUCCCCUUUUGGCUGUCCUCACUCACUGAGACACUUUGGGCACCCCUAUCAGCUUUCUACCAUGAACUCACCCUCUACUGUUGAAAUGCAACUAAGGAGAGUCUUGCAUGAUAUCAGAAGCUCUUUGCAAAACCUUUCACAGAAUGCUGUGAUGAGAGGCCAUGAUGUUACUGCAACCUCUUACAGUACUCAAAGAUCAUCCAUUCUACCUCUUUAUGAAAAUACCUUCCAAGAUCUUCAAGGGGUGAGAAGGAACCUCAACCUAUUCAGAACUCAGAUGAUGGAUUUAGAAUUGGCCAUGUUGCGUCAGCAGACAACAGUUUAUCAGCAUAUGACGGAAGAAGAGAGAUACGAAGCCGAUCAACUGCAAAGUCUGAGAAAAUCUGUCCGGAUGGAGCUUCAAGAAUUAGAAAUGCAAUUAGAGGAGCGUCUCCUUGCACUUGAAGACCAGCUCAGAAGUAUGCACGUGUCUUCACCUUUCAGGCAACAGACACUCAUGGGCAUGUAUGGAGGCAGAAGUGCUGAAAAUUUGUCAUGUCCUUCUCCAGUGAAUGUGAUAGAGCCAGUUUCUGAACUCAUUAGGGAGCAGUCCUAUCUGAAGUCAGAAUUGGGAAUGGGACUGGGAGAACCAGGAAUGGAGACUCCUCCAGCAGAGGGCUCAGAAGCAGCAUUUGACCAUGGUGGAAAUUCUGAUUCUUCUUCCGUGUGUUCUAGUCAAGCCAGUAGAAAAGCUGUUGCUCAUUCAUCGGAAACAACUAAGCCCAAGCCCCAUGGCAAAAGAGUCUAUCGGGCAUGCGUGGCUUUGAUGCCCUCUCCACCAGCAAGAGCGGGAACAGGGCAGCCGCCAGAGCACUCUGAACAGCAGCCAGUAUCUAUGCGUGAGGCUGAGCAGAAACUUGAAAAAACUCCUCUUGCUCCUACAACAGAAGAAAUUCACAGGAGCGUGGAAAAUGACGAAUUGCAGCAAGUCAUCCGAGAGAUCAAAGAAUCUAUUGUUGGUGAGAUCAGAAGGGAGAUUGUCAGUGGACUGUUAGCAGCUGUCUCUUCCCCUAGCAGAUCUGCUAACACUAAGCAAGAAAUGCAACCUUGAAUCGGUACUACAGGUUGUCAUGUGGUCCAGACACACUGUACCCUUCCCCAUUUUGGAGCAUGUGUGUCUAUACUCUGGGGGACAAAAGCAAUGGAUACUGUAUACAAUCCACAGUUGUAUGUUAUGCAACGCCUGACUUUCUGCCCCUCUGCUGUGACCUGGACUCUUCACCUUACUACUGCCCAUGAAUUUUCAAGAGAACUAUAGCUAUUGCAAGCCUUAAUAUUUAUUUGGAUGUUCCUACUGUUCAUUUGUGCAGAGCUCAUAUUUCUUGAUAGAGGCAUUCCUUGUAAGACUUGAAGACUUCUGAACCUACCCUACUUCAGUUAUAAAUAGUCUAGGAUUGAUUGGUUUUUUUAAUCAACUUCAGCAGCAAUAAAAUCUCCCACUGACCUCUGUGAGGUAUUUAACUGUGCAAUAAUUGGUCCAUUCUGAGAGCUUGAAAUAACUAUUUCUACUGCUGUUACUGAGUGCCACUUCAAAAGAAGAGGAUAACCUGUUGUAAAAAAUGUUAUCUCUUGGAAGAAAUUCUUGUUUCUAAAAUGUAGAGAAUUAUAUGAACUCACAUAAAACUACUAAAGAUGCUUACACUGAAAGACUUUAUCUUUCUUAAAAUAAUAAUAAUGUUCUGUUUCUUUAAUUUUCCUUUUUCUUCUCUGUGCCUUGUCUUCGUUUCAUUUUGUUUUGUUUUUAAAAAAACAACCCUUAAUAUAUAUUAACUACUCAGAUAUAUAAGGAGGUGGCAUUUUUAUUAAAAUGUCUUUAAAACACUAGUUUAAAAAAGUGGUAUGUAACUUGGAAAUGAAUGGUUUGGUAGUUGUUACAGGGAAGAUGGAAGGAACUAGUUCCCUUUCCCUUCUCUGCAGUUUUCCUGCAGCCUUGAGGAAAAGGCAUUUAUUGCUACAGAUGUAAAGAUCAGAAGCAUGUACGCAGAUUUCUUGAUGUACAGCUUUCAAGCUAUGGCUACUACAACAAUGUUUCUAUACCACUGGGAUUUCUUUCUUUUUAAGAUGGUUGUUUCCAGAUCAUAAAAAUGUUCUGAUUGUGUUGAAGACACAAUCAAUGACUUUUAAAAUCCUAACAAUAUUGUAUGAAAAAAUUGUCAAGGAGCUGCGUUUCCCUGGAAUAUACACAAGCUCUGAUCUCUUUAUAAAAGAGAGUGUUAAUGCCAAUAAAAUUAUUUAUUUUGCCUAGA
Messenger RNA from Sceloporus undulatus (fence lizard), 5534 nucleotides. RefSeq names its product ITPR interacting domain containing 2 (gene ITPRID2). The transcript is spliced from 20 exons. Gene Ontology annotation, molecular function: signaling receptor binding. Bases 614 to 4339 code for a protein of 1241 amino acids. The record is from RefSeq and is a predicted model, not a curated record. NCBI's taxonomy places the organism in Eukaryota, Metazoa, Chordata, Lepidosauria, Squamata, Phrynosomatidae.